Cheilinus undulatus (humphead wrasse) is the source of this 1897-nucleotide messenger RNA. Its product is annotated as galectin-related protein-like. Gene Ontology annotation, molecular function: carbohydrate binding. Bases 252 to 800 code for a protein of 182 amino acids. The transcript is spliced from 6 exons. The record is from RefSeq and is a predicted model, not a curated record. NCBI's taxonomy places the organism in Eukaryota, Metazoa, Chordata, Actinopteri, Labriformes, Labridae.
UUCCUCCCAUUCUUCUUCUCUCUGUGGAAAAAGAAAUGGAAAGUUACGAGACAAUGAGCUUUUUCAUCUGUUGGUAAAUCGCAUUAAAAGUAAAACGGCAGAACCAGAGAUGGAGCCGCUCUGUGAAGCUCUGCUGCAGACUUUGUGAGGGUUGGAGCCGUUGUGACGUCAGCAGAGGCUCGGUUUGUUUGAAGCAGACAAACUGGACGUGCCGCUCAUUUCCCUGAAUUUGUUUCCCUCAGAGGAACAACAUGGCUGAAACACAGCGAGGGACAAUGACAGGAGCAGCGACAGGCAGGAAGAAAUGGGUUUUUCCUCAGAGAGCUGGGGCUGAUGAGAACAACGCGAGCGUUUGUUCUGACAGAGACGCUCACAGAAGUCUGGCGGUUCCUUUCAGAGGUCACAUCAGCGGUGGGAUGUGUCCGGGGAAGAAGGUGGUGCUGGUGGGCGUGGUCGACCCCCGUCCUGACAGGUUCUAUGUAGCUCUGACGUGUGGUCGUGGGACAGGCGGGCAGCCUCCCACUGAUGUAGCUCUGGAGCUCUGCGUGCGCUUCAGGGACCGCCAGGUCCUUCGGCGAGCCUGCGUGGGAGGAGUCUGGGGAGACGUGGACAGAGCCGUGCCUUUCUUCCCCUUCAUCAAAGACCAGCCCUUCAAGAUGGAGCUCCACAGUGAACACGGUCGCUUUCGGGUUUUCGUGGAUGGACAGAAGACGUUUGAUUUUUCCCACAGACUGACGUCACUCGACAAAAUCGACACGUUGUGGAUCAAAGGAAGUCUCACCAUCACUAAACUGGCCUAAAAUCCUCCUGGUGAAUAUUCUCCUCACUGAAGGACUUUCAUGAACUGGUAUUCUUCGGAGGCUCUCUCUGGUCCAGAGCAUGGAUCUGGAGGAAAUGCUGCCUACUACUGAGAAAACUGGUCAGGAUCGUCUUCAGGUCGUCCUGGUGGUCAUUUGAGAGAAUGCAGGUUUAAAGAUCAUCUGUUGUCAUGUUACAGACCUGAAAGCUUCAGUCCCGUCAUUCAUACCCGUUAAUACGCUUCACUUACACAGAUUUAGAUCUGUAUUAGUUUGUCUGCUGUAUUCUAGUAGGAAAACGCUUGGCUUUAUCAAUCUCCGUCCUUCUGAAUUCUCUAAAUGUUUUGUUAAUUGACAAUAAUUAAUUGUCUGAACAGCACAAAAGACUAAAAGCUGACUGUUUAAUCUUGGUUUUUAGACUUUUAAUGUUUGAUAGCUGGAUAACAACUCAGGAAGUGUUUAAUGAAAGUCUCUGCUCAGCUCCCUGUGUGACUGAGGUGCAGCUCUGAUAUUAGAGUGGAUCACUUAUCUUUUCUGUUCUGUUACAACUGCUUACAUGAAGAUAAACACUUAAACUUCCUGUAUGUUUUUAGUUGAAGAAACUUUUUAUCUCAUCAUUUAUCAUUAUCAAUUACCUCUGACUUGUAUUUGAACACAUGUAUCCAUCCCUAGACUGUCUGACAGUUUGUCACUGAUUUUUAUAUACAGCCAGUUUAUGUUCUUUAACUAAUAGUCCCUGCUUUUAGGAUGUAAUGAGAAGUACUUAGAAAUAUUCUGUAAAUGUUUUUUUUUUUUUUGAUAAGGAGCUGAAUGAGGAGGACGAGGAGUGACUUUCUGUCAAUGAUUUUCUCCUAACCAGCUCAUCCUGAUGCUCCUGCUUUCAACAAUCAUGGCAGAAGAACUCCGGUCCUUCAGUGGACUCCUCUAUUACAAACAUUACGGCGUUUACUCACAGAAAACAACACAUGGCAGCUGAAGAAGAUAAGAGACGACUACCUCAAACCAAACAUAUGACUCUGCUGGGGUGUGAUGAGAAAUAAAUUAUUAUGUUUGAAUCUAAUGAAUGAUUGAGGUUAUUGUAUCUGUUUUUUUUUCUCUGA